AUGGAUCAUACGUGGAAGAUAAUUAUUUUCACAAUUUUAACUUCAAAUGUUCUUACAAUUAUUGGUACUGAAAUCGAAGGAUAUGUUGUUUAUUGUCCAUGUAUGGGUAGAUUUGGGAAUCAGGCUGACCAUUUUUUAGGGGCCUUAGCAUUUAGUAAAGGCAUAAAUAGGACUUUAGUAUUGCCACCAUGGGUUGAGUACAGGUAUGGUGAAAUGAAAUCGAUUCAAGUUCCAUUUGAUACAUAUUUUAAUGUUAAUUCACUAAAAGAUUAUCAUCGGGUAGUAACAAUGGAAUAUUUCAUGAAAAAUAUUGCAUUAGAUAUAUGGCCUUCUCAUAAAAGGAUCUCAUUUUGUUACACUCAAAGAAUAGGGGAAAUAGAAAACAGUUGUAAUGCUAAAUCCGGAAAUCCUUUUGGUCCUUUUUGGGACACAUUUAAUAUAGAUUUUGUAAAAUCAGAAUUUUAUGGACCGCUCACUUAUGAUGCAUACAAUGUGAACAUGAUGGAAAUGUGGAAAAAUAAAUAUCCCUCAUUACAGUGGCCGGUACUAGCUUUUACUGGAGCCCCAGCAAGCUUUCCAGUUCAAUGGGAAAAUGUACAUUUACAACGCUACAUAACUUGGAACAGUGAUAUUCUUAAUAGAACUAAAUUGUUUAUUAAAAACAAUUUUAAGGGUGGCGGAUUUUUGGGUAUACAUUUGAGGAAUGGACAAGAUUGGGCGAAAGCCUGUCAACAUGUAGCUGACAGUCCCAAACUAUUUUCAGCCCCACAAUGUGUUGGAUAUAAAAAUGAAAGAGGGAAACUAACAUCUUCAAUGUGCCUUCCACAAAAAAGUGAAAUAAUCAAACAAGUUAAAAGGGCUCUUAAAAAAUACAAGGAUAUUAAAUAUAUUUUUGUAGCAUCAGAUUCUAAUCACAUGACUGAAGACUUUGAGGUUGCACUUCGCUAUUCAGAUGUCCGUGUACAAAGAUUGAAACCAAGCAAUCCUCACCUUGAUUUAGCAAUCCUAGGUCACGCCAACUAUUUUAUUGGUAAUUGUGUUUCAUCAUUUACUGCGUUUGUUAAGCGAGAAAGAGAUGUCAAAGGAUUGCCUUCAGAAUUCUGGUCAUUUCCUGAGAGAAAAAAAAAUAAACAUGAAGAACUUUGAUAGACUUAUUCUAUAUUUAAUUAAUUAUUAGUACUAAAAUUAAAAAUAUAUUGAAUAUUGUAAAUUAUUUUGUUUAAAGCAAUUCCUUAAAAUGUUUGUAUCUCAUUUAUUGAGUACUUUAAUGUGAUUAUUUUAGAAUUGUAAGCAAAAUAAAUGUGAUUGUUUUUAAAAA
This is a messenger RNA of Melitaea cinxia (Glanville fritillary), 1318 nucleotides long. RefSeq names its product GDP-fucose protein O-fucosyltransferase 1 (gene pofut1). Gene Ontology annotation, molecular function: peptide-O-fucosyltransferase activity. Bases 1 to 1146 code for a protein of 381 amino acids. The transcript is spliced from 4 exons. Gene Ontology annotation, biological process: Notch signaling pathway; protein O-linked glycosylation via fucose. The record is from RefSeq and is a predicted model, not a curated record. NCBI's taxonomy places the organism in Eukaryota, Metazoa, Arthropoda, Insecta, Lepidoptera, Nymphalidae.